AUGGACUUACUGAGCCCCAUGGAGAUGACGGAGGGCUCCCUCUGCUCCUUCACAGCUGCUGAUGACUUUUACGAUGACCCAUGCUUCAACACGUCAGACAUGCACUUCUUCGAGGACCUGGACCCCCGGUUGGUGCACGUGGGGGGACUGCUGAAGCCCGAGGAGCACUCGCACCACCACGGGCACCACCAUGGGCACCCGCACGAGGAAGAGCACGUCCGAGCUCCCAGUGGGCACCACCAGGCCGGCCGCUGCCUGCUGUGGGCCUGCAAGGCUUGCAAGAGGAAGACCACCAAUGCCGACCGCCGCAAGGCUGCUACCAUGAGGGAGCGGCGGCGGCUCAGUAAGGUCAACGAAGCCUUUGAGACCCUCAAGCGCUGCACCUCCACUAACCCCAACCAGCGCCUGCCCAAGGUGGAGAUCCUGCGCAACGCCAUUCGCUACAUCGAGAGCUUGCAGGCACUGCUGCGGGAGCAGGAGGACGCUUACUACCCAGUGCUGGAGCACUACAGUGGGGAAUCGGAUGCCUCCAGCCCUCGUUCCAACUGCUCUGAUGGCAUGAUGGAGUACAGCAGGCCGCCUUGCAGCUCUCGCAGAAGAAACAGCUACGACAGCAGCUACUACACAGAAUCACCAAAUGAUCCAAAGCAUGGGAAGAGUUCCGUUGUUUCCAGCCUUGAUUGUCUCUCAAGCAUUGUAGAAAGGAUUUCCACAGACAACUCCACAUGCCCUAUACUGCCUCCAGUGGAAACUGUUGCUGAAGGGAGUCCCUGUUCCCCUCAAGAAGGAGUGAGUCUGAAUGAUGGAGGAGCCCAAAUUCCUUCUCCCAACUGCACUCCCCUUCCCCAGGACAAUAGCAGCAGCAACCCUAUUUACCAAGUGCUAUAA
Indicator indicator is the source of this 888-nucleotide messenger RNA. RefSeq names its product myogenic differentiation 1 (gene MYOD1). The record is from RefSeq and is a predicted model, not a curated record. Gene Ontology annotation, biological process: muscle organ development; positive regulation of myoblast differentiation; regulation of transcription by RNA polymerase II. The transcript has 3 exons. Gene Ontology annotation, molecular function: RNA polymerase II cis-regulatory region sequence-specific DNA binding; DNA-binding transcription factor activity, RNA polymerase II-specific; protein dimerization activity. Lineage: Eukaryota; Metazoa; Chordata; Aves; Piciformes; Indicatoridae. The coding region runs from base 1 to 888 and encodes 295 amino acids.